This is a messenger RNA of Fonsecaea erecta, 2898 nucleotides long. RefSeq lists its product as hypothetical. The coding region runs from base 1 to 2898 and encodes 965 amino acids. NCBI's taxonomy places the organism in Eukaryota, Fungi, Ascomycota, Eurotiomycetes, Chaetothyriales, Herpotrichiellaceae. The record is from RefSeq and is a predicted model, not a curated record. Gene Ontology annotation, cellular component: membrane. Gene Ontology annotation, biological process: transmembrane transport. The transcript has 9 exons. Gene Ontology annotation, molecular function: transmembrane transporter activity; selenium binding.
AUGGAUCCUACCUUCUAUCGCACUGCAGCGGAGGCAAUCUCUGCUCCGGCAGAAGAAUUGGCGUACGUGGUGGCCUUUGACAGAAAAGGCCAGAAACACGACGCGUUGACCGUCAUUGACUUGAAACCCGGAAAGACGUACGGUCAGGUCGUUGGCUGGACCGAUGUUCCCGGGCUUGGGGACGAAUUGCACCAUUUUGGGUGGAAUGCGUGCUCCUCUGCUCUUAAACACGAGGGCCACAACAUGGACGGCCUGCAGCGACGCUACCUGCUUGUCCCAGGCUUGCGCUCCUCAAACAUAUACGUCUUUGAUGUCGGGCCAGACCCUCGCAAGCCACUUCUUAUCAAAACGAUCGAUGGGAAGACAUUGUCAGAUAAAGCUGGGUAUUCUCGUCCGCAUACAUUACAUUGCGGUCCUGAUGGCGUCUUCUUGACGUGUCUUGGAGGCCCGGAGGGUAAUCCUGACGGACCCGGCGGCAUUGCUCUCCUUGAUCACCAGACCUUCGACGUUUUGCGUGCUUGGGAGACCAAUCGCGGCCCGCAACACUUCCACUAUGAUGCCUGGUGGCAUUUGAACAAGAAUGUCCUUAUUUCGAGUGAAUGGGGGAGCCCGUCGAUGAUCGAGAACGGGAUUGUUCCAGAACUUUUGUUGGGGAACAAGUACGGCCACGCCAUUCAUUUCUGGGACCUUGCUGCGGGAAAACACCAUAAACGUGUUGACCUCGGUGAAGAACACCAGAUGGCUCUCGAAGUUCGCCCGUCCCACGAUCCAGAAGCAACUUGGGGUUUCGUUGGAGUCGUUAUUUCAACCAAGGACUUGUCGGGGGCCAUCUUUCGAUGGUUUCAGGACGGCGGCGAGUGGAAGGCAGAAAAAGUCAUUACCAUUCCGGCAGAACCUGCCGACGAAGAUUCUCUACCCCCGAUACUCAAGCCGUUCAAGGCUGUUCCCCCACUUAUUACGGACAUCGACCUUUCGGUCGACGACAAGUUCCUUUAUGUUGCUUGCUGGGGGACCGGAGAAAUGAAGCAAUACGACGUUUCUGAUCCCGCGCAUCCCGUUCAAGUUGGCUCGGUAAGGUUGGGGGGUAUCGUGAAAAGGGAUGCCCACCCAGCAAAGCCCGAGAUGCCCUUAGCCGGUGGACCUCAAAUGGUCGAGGUGUCGAGAUCUGGAAGAAGCCUUUACUUCACCAAUUCCCUUUAUGGGGCUUGGGACGACCAGUUCUACCCUGAUGGCGUCGGCGCUUGGAUGGUCAAAGUGGAUGUCAACCCGGAAGGCGGUCUCAAGAUAGACGAAUCUUUCUUCCCCCACGGUUCCGACUUUAAGGGUUUGCGUGUGCACCAGAUCCGCCUCCAGGGUGGAGACGCGUCUUCGGAUUCAUAUUGCUAUCCGAACACCACGAGCAGACUUCUCGUUGGGAAGGAUUUCCUCCAGACCAUGGGUAAUCCAAAUCCAACUGUUCAAGGCACUUUGACCAGCGUUUAUAAUUUGGGCUGUUUCGGAGGGGCAUUGUCGACACUGUAUACCGGAGACAGACUCGGCCGUCCACGCACCAUUAUGCUUGGAAGCUCCGUCAUCGCCGUUGGCGCAAUCAUUCAGUCAGCCUGCUAUUCCAGGGGUCAAAUGUUUGCAGGCCGGGUUAUCGCAGGCCUUGGGACAGGCAUGAACACCGCCACCGCUGGAGUUUGGCAGUCGGAGACCAGCAAGAUGCGAAGCCGUGGCAAGCUCGUCAUCAUUCAGAUGGCCAACUGUAUAACUGGAUUCUGCCUGUCGAAUUGGCUCACUCUGGGAUUCUCCUUCGUUAAGAGUUCAGUUGCCUGGCGAUUCCCACUCGCUUUUCAAUGCUUUUUCACGCUAUUGAUAUGGUUGAUGUGCCCUUUCCUCCCCGACUCCCCUCGCCUUCUGAUCCGCAAAGGCAAGCACCAAGAGGCAUUAGAAGUGCUCGCUGCUCUCGAAGGACAUGGCGCGACUGCUGAUUCGCCUUCGGUUCGCGCACAAUACGAUAUCAUCAAAGAUGUCCUCGAUAAAGAGCACGCGCAGUCCUAUACUUGGUGGCAGCUCCUUACCGGUCGAGGACCUUCAGGAGUCGUCCGCCGAAUGAUUCUUGGUGCCUGGAUGCAAGCCAGCAACCAGAUCAGCGGCAUAAAUGUCACUAGUUAUUUCCAAACGUAUAUCUUCAUCCAUGCCAUCAACCUCAACGAACUUUUAGCUCGAAUCCUUGCGGCUGCUGGAUCGGUCGAUUACCUCAUUUUCAGCUUUUUGGCGUGGUUCGUCAUUGAGCGUUACGGACGUCGUCGGGUCAUGAUGUGUUCAGCAUUUGCCUGUUCCAUGUGCUGGACUAUUAUCAGCAUUGCCCUGGGCCUGUCUCAGAACGGGAAAGGAGAUACGUACAAGCUAGGUGCCCUUGCGACGACCUUCUUCUUCGUGUUCUUCGCCUCGUUUGGAAUGGGUGUGCUCGGUGUCCCGUGGCUCUACCCCACGGAAAUCAACCAUAUUUCUUUCCGUGCCAAGGGUGCUUCUCUGGCAAUGGCAACGAACUGGAUUAUGAACUACAUGGUCGCUCAAGUAACGCCGCCGGGCAUUGCCAAUCUAGGUUACCAGUUCUGGAUUAUCUGGGCCGUGAUCUGCUUUUCAUUCAUUCCCAUCACCUAUUUGUUCUAUCCCGAGACGGCCAACCGUACACUGGAGGACAUUGACCGAUACUUUGCGGAACAUCGCAACAUCUUUGUUUUCCAGGACAAGGUCGCCACACAGUUGAAGAGGCCAGAGAUGUGGGAAAAGAUGGAUGAGGAAGUCGGACGGAGGGCACAAGAGGAGAAGAUCAGGAACGGCGAGCAGAUGGAGGACGAAGGCGAGAAGGGAGAGAAGGGUGAGGAGGAGGUGGUGUACAUUGAGAAAUGA